UUUGCAGCGGCGCCAGUUUAGGCCGUCUCCUGCAAGGUAGCGCGGCUCCUCUUCCAGCCCUCUCGGUUCCCCUCUCCGCCAGCCACACAGCGCCGACCAUGGCCCAAGACCUGUCUGCGUCCGCCGCUGCUGCGUCUCUGCCGUCUCCGCCGCUCUCGGACCAAGAACACCCGUCGCUGCCCCGGAGCUACGUCGGGACGUGCUACAACACCGUCCUAACACACAGCACAAUCGGGCCGCGGGCCGGUGCAAGUGACACCAAGGACAUGACAAAUUCACUGCACGGGUCCCUGUACUACUGCAUCAAAAACAGAAGAGUGAAGCCAGCAGUCUGUUAUUUAAACGAGAAGCCCAUAUUGUAUGUGAAUUCUCAUGGAUACUAUUCUCAUAAAUGCGAAUUAGAAGACCAUUAUAGUGUCUAUGAGGACAGCGACAUGCUCUGCAUCUCUGUGCGGACAACAGGGGAUGGUGGGACCUACACUGUACAUACUGAUAGAAAAACAUCCACCUUCAAACACCAGAAAUCCAAGGAGCUGGCAGAGCCCACGGAGACCUGCAGACCCCAGAACUGCUCACACGAGUCCUGCAGCUGCUGCGUGAUCUCCACCAUGGCUCAGGGAGAAGAUCGGGUGGAGAGCCCCAUGCUGCAGGUGAAGGAAUCAUCCUGGAAGGAGCUGGAGCUGCUGAACUGUGUGGGAGAGAACCUGGUCAGCAAUGAGAGUGUCACCAUCACCACCCCCAGGGUGCUCCACAGCGGUGAGAGCUGGGCACAGGCAGGGGAAAGGUGGGCUGGGCUGAUGCCAAUCCUCUGAGGAACACAGGAGUGUUGGGGUUGGGGUGGGCUGAUCCUGAUCCCCUGAGGAACAUGGGAAUGUUAGGGUUGGGAUGGGAUGGGAAAGUUGGGGUUGGGAUGGGCUGACCUCACUUGCGGUGAGUGCCAUGGAAAGGUGAAGGGAAAGGUGAAAUGGGCUGAUCCCAAUGCCCUGGAGCAGGAAAAGCUGGGAUUUGGGGUUGGGAUGGGCUGAUCCUGAUUGCCUGGGAGCAGGAAAAGCUGGGAUUUGGGGAUGGGAUGGGCUGAUCCCACUCUCCAGGCUCUGGCUCUCCCUGGAGCGGUGGCUCAGAUGCAGAGGGAAGCUCUGACCCGUGUCCCUUUCUCUCUCCUCACCAGCAAACGCCAU
This is a messenger RNA of Melospiza melodia melodia, 1178 nucleotides long. RefSeq lists its product as uncharacterized. The record is from RefSeq and is a predicted model, not a curated record. NCBI's taxonomy places the organism in Eukaryota, Metazoa, Chordata, Aves, Passeriformes, Passerellidae. The transcript is spliced from 4 exons. Bases 99 to 812 code for a protein of 237 amino acids.